Messenger RNA from Talaromyces stipitatus ATCC 10500, 1716 nucleotides. RefSeq names its product ankyrin repeat-containing protein, putative. The record is from RefSeq and is a predicted model, not a curated record. The coding region runs from base 1 to 1716 and encodes 571 amino acids. Gene Ontology annotation, molecular function: protein binding. Lineage: Eukaryota; Fungi; Ascomycota; Eurotiomycetes; Eurotiales; Trichocomaceae. The transcript is spliced from 2 exons.
AUGUACUUCUUUUUCAAGGACAACGACGAGCAGAACAAUCUUACUACUGCGUUAUGUGCUGUACUUCAUCAACUGUUCAGCAUGCAAUCCCAACUAUUGCGAUAUGCAUUACCAUUCUGGGAAAGAAAUCAAGAGAAGAUUCAGUUUGAAGUGGACGACAUGUGGCGCAUUUUCAUGGCUACUACAUCCGAUCCAGCAUUUUGGAAUACGAUUUGCGUGUUUGAUGCUCUCGAUGAUCUUCGGCCAGACCGUGAAACAAUUCCACCGCUUCCAAAGAAUGUCCCUGAAGCAUACGAAAGAAUACUCAAUCGAGUUCCUUCGGACCAAAAAGCAAAGGUGGAAACUAUUUUGCAAAUUAUUGUUGGUGCGCGACGUCCACUAACUGUUCAGGAGAUGGCUAUGGCUUUGGGGUUAGCGACGACCCUAGGUGCAGAAACUGCAAAGGAGGCAGGUCUGAACCCUAGUGGAUUAGAUAAAAAGAUACGGCAACUCUGUGGGCUGUUUGUUUUCAUCAAGGAAUCCAAGAUUUAUGUCAUCCAUCAGACUGCAAGGGAGUUCCUUAUUAGCAAACACGAUAGAUACGCUAGCUUUAAAUGGUGUCUUGAGCAGCGCAAAACAGAGAUACAAAUGACUGAAAUAUGCGUUAAAUACCUUCUUAUGAAUGACGUGGUCAGUGACGAUAGAAAAUAUAUAAGGAGCUUACUUGAUUAUUCUGCAGAAAAUUGGGCUGAUAAUUUUCGAGACGUACUAUCUCCAGAAGAUGGGCUAGUGGAUUGGGUCUGGAGACUAUACGAUGUUACCACCUGUCAAUUUCAUCUGUGGUUUCCCAACUUUUGGAAAACAGCAAUGCCGUAUCAUGGGGACCCCAAAAUGGAGGCAUUACAUUUAGCUGCAUUUAAUGGCCAUCAAGACAUUGUGCGUCGGAUUGCUUUGAAUGAGAGAGGUGCAAUUGAUAAGACCGACAGGUCAGGAACAAAUGCAUUCCAGUGGGCUUGUGUACAGGGAUGUUCUAGGGUCGUCGAACAACUACUGGAAAUGGGAGCAAAUGCCAAUGCUCAGGGAAAAGAAUAUGGCAAUGCUCUCCAAGCUGCUGCUGCUAGAGGACAUCUUGAUAUCGUUCAACGACUCAUCGAAAACGGAGCCAAUAUCAAUGCUGAGGGAGGAGAUUAUCAUAAUGCUUUCCAAGCUGCUGCUGCUGGAGGACACCUUGAGAUCGUUCAACAACUUAUUGAAAAUGGAGCAGAUGUCAAUGCCCAGGGUGGAAAGUUCGGCAAUGCUCUUUAUGCUGCUGUUUCUGGAGAAGAUCUUGAGAUUGUUCAACGACUCCUUAAAAAUGGGGCGGAUGUCAAUGCUCAGGGUGGAGAGCUUGACACUGUUCUCCAAGCUGCUGCUCGAGGAGGACAUCUUGAGACCGUCAAGCGACUACUGGAAAAUGGAGCCAAUAUCAAUGCUGAGGGAGGAGAUUAUCAUAAUGCUCUCCAAGCUGCUGCUGCGGGGGACAUCUUGAGAUCGUUCAAGGACUCAUCGAAAAUGGAGCAUAUAUCAAUGCUCUCUACGCUGCUGUUGCUGGAGGAGAUCUUGAGAUUGUUCAACAACUCAUCGAAAAUGGAGCAGAUGUCAAUGCUCAGGGUGAAGAGUUCGGCAAUGCACUCCAAGUUGCUGCUGCUGGAGGUCAUCGUGGUAUUAUACAGAUAUUGCAGAACUCCAAUUAGCUAA